Molecule: messenger RNA, 2023 nt
Organism: Punica granatum (pomegranate)
Lineage: Eukaryota; Viridiplantae; Streptophyta; Magnoliopsida; Myrtales; Lythraceae
Source: RefSeq, a predicted model, not a curated record
AAUCUUCGCGCUAUGCCGCAAUCAUUGAAUUCGCUCCUCCUCCUCCUCCUCCUACUUCGGCUUGUCCUCCUCCUUCAAUUCGAGUCCGCCCCGUCGAGAACUCUAGCCACUGAAGCUUAUUCAGUAAACUGAAGAACCCCAUCUCCGAUCAUUGUCCGGAAAUGGCUGACGAGAACUCACCUCACAGAAGAGACCCUAUCAAAUCUUCAGUGGGGAAUGUGGCAGCACAACGGAGGCGGCAAAGUGCAAUCUCAGUGGGAAAAGAGAGGAGGGAGUCUCUGGUGCGUGCAAAGAGGUUUUGCAGGGUCAGUGUUAGUGGUGGUGGUGGUGAUGAUGGGGAUAUCUCACUUGAUCAUGAAAUGGUGAUUGAUGAGGAAGACUCAAUUUUAGAGGCACAGACUUCCUCAGCUGUUCAAGAAUUACAGACUGCUGUUGCCUUCCAGGGAAAAGGAGCAAUGCAGAAGAGAGUUAAUGCUCUCCGUGAACUAAGACGCUUGUUAUCAAGAUCGGAAUACCCUCCCGUUGAAGCUGCUUUGAAAGCUGGAGCCAUACCCUUACUUGUGCAGUGUCUUUCAUUUGGUUCCCCAGAUGAACAGUUGCUUGAGGUGGCAUGGUGUCUAACAAACAUUGCUGCUGGAAAACCAGAGGAAACAAGAGCUUUAUCGCCUGCAUUGCCUUUACUUAUUGCUCAUAUUGGGGAGAAGAGCUCGUUACCUGUUGCUGAGCAGUGUGCGUGGGCAUUAGGAAAUGUAGCUGGUGAAGGAGAGGAGUUAAGGAACAUUUUGCUCUCCCAAGGUGCUUUAUUGCCUCUUGCAAGAAUGAUGCUUCCAAACAAGGGCUCGACUGUGAGAACAGCUGCUUGGGCACUGUCGAACCUCAUUAAGGGACCUGAGCAGAAAGCGGCAACUGAGCUCAUAAGAAUCGAGGGAGUACUCGAUGCAAUUGUUCGGCACUUGAAAAAAGCGGAUGAGGAGUUGGCAACAGAAGUGGCUUGGGUGGUCGUGUAUCUCUCUGCCCUUUCAAAUGUAGCUACAAGUAUGUUAGUGAAGAGCGAUGUUGUUCAACUUCUGGUAGAAAGGUUGGCCUCAUCUAAUAGUUUGCAGCUGCUUAUCCCGGUACUGCGAAGCCUGGGCAAUCUAGUGGCUGGUGAUUCCCGUACAACAUGCAGUGUGCUUGUUCCAGGACAUGAAAUCACAGAUUCUGUGAUAACAGUCCUCGUGAAGUGCUUGAAAAGCGAGCAUCGAGUUUUGAAGAAGGAAGCAGCUUGGGUGCUAUCUAAUAUAGCGGCUGGCUCAGUUGAGCACAAGCAGUCGAUAUUUUCGAGUGAGGCAUUGCCUCUGCUUUUGCGCCUUCUCUCAUCAUCACCAUUUGACAUAAGAAAGGAAGUUGCUUAUGCCCUUGGCAACAUCUGUGUGGGGCCUGCAGAGGGAGAUGGGAGGCCAAAACUUAUUGUGGAGCACCUUGUAUCACUCGUUAAAAAUGGAUGCCUCUCAGGUUUCGUUGAACUGAUCAGGUCUGCAGACACAGAGGCUGCGAGACUCGGGCUUCAGUUCAUAGAACUGGUAUUGAGGGGUAUGCCGAAUGGUGAAGGGCCGAAGCUUGUAGAGCAGGAGGACGGGAUUGAUGCCAUGGAGAUGUACCAGUUUCACGAGAACGAGGACUUGAGAAACAUGGCAAAUGGUUUAGUCGAUAAGUACUUUGGGGAGGAUUAUGGACUUGAAGAAUCAUCCAGUUGAUGCAAAAAUACCCAUCGGUUUUCAUUCUCUCGUCUCCUUUUGCGCCCAUGUACAUGACCCUUUUGGUUUUCUUAGUCGGUUUGAAUGAAUUAGAUGGGUUUGAAAGGAAGAUCAAACUGCUGAUAAUUUGGGUUGGUCUAUGUAAAAGCUCUAACGAGUUAUAUACUAUGUAAUGCUCUAGGAUAUAUUUUGUACCCUCUGGUGUUGCCAGGAGAAUUUUAUCAUUCCCAGACUUUUAAUUGCGCGAUAAUUGAAUUAGUGUUACUAUUUUUGGUGGUUUGUUGUUA